CGAGGCUAUCUUCUCCAUAUUGUUUAUUUUUCAGAAGUGUACCCAAAUAAAUUUGUAUUGAAUAUACAGCAAUACAGUGAAGAUGCCGCGAAUAAUGAUUAAAGGUGGUGUGUGGAGAAACACGGAGGAUGAAAUAUUAAAAGCAGCUGUAAUGAAAUAUGGCAAGAAUCAAUGGGCCAGAAUUGCUUCCUUACUUCAUAGGAAAUCCGCCAAACAGUGUAAAGCACGAUGGUUUGAGUGGCUGGACCCCAGUAUCAAGAAAACAGAAUGGAGUCGAGAAGAAGAGGAAAAGUUGCUACAUUUGGCCAAGUUGAUGCCCACACAGUGGAGAACCAUUGCACCCAUAGUGGGACGAACAGCGGCGCAGUGUUUAGAACAUUAUGAAUAUCUUCUAGACAAAGCUCAGAACAGAGAUGACAGUGAAGGUGAUCCCAGGAAACUGAAGCCGGGAGAAAUUGAUCCUAAUCCUGAGACAAAGCCUGCCAAACCAGAUCCCAUUGAUAUGGAUGAAGACGAACUUGAAAUGCUGUCAGAAGCAAGAGCUCGUUUAGCCAACACACAAGGCAAAAAAGCAAAGAGAAAAGCCAGAGAAAAACAGUUAGAAGAAGCCAGACGACUAGCAGCUCUGCAGAAAAGACGAGAAUUGCGUGCAGCAGGCAUUGAAAUAAAGAAACAAAAGAAAAGAAGAAGAGGAGUAGACUACAAUGCAGAAAUUCCAUUUGAGAAGAAACCUGCUCCAGGGUUUUAUGACACAUCAGAGGAGGUGUAUGUGGCAGAGGAACCUAACUUCAAAAGAUUACGUCAGCAGAAUUUGGAAGGAGAACGCAGAAGUGACAAGGAGGAGAGAGACAGAAAGAAGGAUAAACAGAAACAGAAAAAGAGAAAAGAAAAUGAUUUACCAGGAGCCAUAGCAAGUCAGAGCAAUUUUCAAGAACCAGUGAAGAAGAGAAGCAAGCUUGUGUUACCAGCUCCACAAAUCUCCGAUCAAGAGCUGGAGGAGGUGGUAAAAGUAGGUCAGACCAGUGAGUAUGCUCGUCAGCAGGCGGAGGAAUCAGGGGGAGGAAAUGUGGCCAGUCAGGCUCUACUACAGGAUUACAACGUCACUCAGGGUGUGGCAAACCUCCGGACCCCCCGCACACCAGCCCUCCAGGACACAGUGCUCCAGGAAGCUCAGAAUUUGAUGGCAUUAAGUGUAGUGGAUACUCCACUGAAAGGUGGACUUAACACUCCUCUCCAUGAGUCGGACUUUGGUGGAGUGACCCCCAAGCAUGCUGUAGCACAGACCCCAAACACUGUUUUGGGAACCCCUAUGCACACCCCAGGAGGUCAAGGUAUGACCCCACGUGGAAUGACCCCUAGGAUGGGUGUGGCUGGCCAGACUCCUCUGAGAACCCCAAUGAGGGACAAACUGAACAUUAACCAGGAAGAAGACUUUGAUGCUGCUGUUAAUGAAAAAUACUAUCAGAGAGAUAUGAAAGACCAGCUCCGCCAGGGUUUGGCAAGUUUGCCUCGACCUAAAAAUGAUUACGAAAUUGUGGUGGAAGAUCUAGGGGAAGAUAUGGAUGAAACAAAUGAAGGGGAGGACUUCAUCGCUGACCAGGCAGAUGUUGACGAACAGUCUGAGGCAGAACAUUUAGCAAAACGUCAGAAAGAAAUGAAACUGAGGUCCCAAUCUGUACAGAGAGAUCUGCCCCGCCCAUCAGACGUCAAUAAAAAUAUCUUACGGGUCACAGGUCCUGGAGACCCGCCCUUAAACGAACUACAGAAGGCUGAGGAAUUGAUAAAGAGAGAGAUGUUGACCAUGCAACAUUAUGAUGCUGUACAUAAUCCUACUCCUGGUCAGCUGGGGAUGGGACCAGGCAAAAAGAACCAGAAAAAUGUCACAUCACAGGCUCAGCAUCUGGCUUAUCUACAGCAACAUCCCUACGACAAAUACACAGAGGAAGAUCUAGAGGAGGCCAGGAACCUGUUGAAGAAGGAGAUGGGGGUGGUGAAGGCAGGGAUGAAUCAUGGAGAACUCUCUUUAGAGUCUUACUCUCAGGUGUGGGACGAGUGUUACUCCCAGGUUCUCUAUCUCCCCUCCCAGAACCGCUACACCAGGGCUAACUUAGCCAGUAAAAAGGACAGGAUUGAGUCACUGGAGAAAAGGCUUGAGGGAAACAGAAACAGUAUGACCAAAGAUGCCAAACAAGCAGCCAAACUGGAAAAGAAGCUGAAAAUUUUACUGGGAGGCUAUCAGUCUCGGUCCCAGGGCUUAAUUAAACAGUUAAAUGAUCUGACAGAGCAGAUAGAACAGACGUAUGUGGAGUAUAAGACGUUUGAGGACCUCAGAAAACACGAGAUUGGAGCCAUCCCAAAAAGAAUGGAGUCCCUGACAGAGGAUGUACAGAGGCAGAUGGAGAGAGAAAAAGAACUACAGAAAAAGUUUGGGGAACUUCAGUACAAAAAAGAUGUUAUUGUCUAUGAUAGCUGAUAAUGCAGUUAUGAAGUGACAAUUCAGUGGUGGUUAAGAUCAUGCAUUAUUUAUGAUGUUGUAUAUACUUCAAGACUAUGGUCCCUCCUUAGCUUAAUACCAAGUUUAACAAAAUAAAUUUGUACAGAAGACUAUGCUAUACUGAGCAGAUAAAAUCCAGAAGGGAAAACACCAGUCUAUGAACUCUGUAAGAAACACACGAUUUGGAAGAUAUUCUGGAUUAGUUUCCUUCAUUCUCUUAAAUGUAUAUUGUAUUUGCAAAGCAAAUAAAAUUUAGAAUUUU
Saccostrea echinata is the source of this 2756-nucleotide messenger RNA. Its product is annotated as cell division cycle 5-like protein. Gene Ontology annotation, biological process: mRNA splicing, via spliceosome; regulation of transcription by RNA polymerase II. The record is from RefSeq and is a predicted model, not a curated record. Gene Ontology annotation, cellular component: spliceosomal complex; Prp19 complex. The transcript is spliced from 20 exons. Bases 83 to 2473 code for a protein of 796 amino acids. Gene Ontology annotation, molecular function: DNA-binding transcription factor activity, RNA polymerase II-specific; RNA polymerase II transcription regulatory region sequence-specific DNA binding. Lineage: Eukaryota; Metazoa; Mollusca; Bivalvia; Ostreida; Ostreidae.